CAUGGACUCCACAGGCACCCCGUUUCAAAUGUCGACUACAGUGGAUGUUUCGAAAACUUACAAACGUAAAUCACUUGAUCGAUAUGAAAGAAUUGGAAAUUUAUUAGAACAAUUUUUAAAAGGAAAGCUACAGCAUAUUCAUAAAUUUACUGAUUUACCAGAUGGUUAUUUCCUAAUUGAUGAAAUUAUCCAAUUACCUGAAUUCAAAAAAGAACAUUGUACAUAUGAUGAAAUAAUUGAUGUUGUACAUAAUGAUGCAUUAUUACGAUUCAGUGUUAGAGGAUCAAAAGUUCGCUUGAAACCGCCUGAAUUAAAUAGAGACCCUGAUGUAAUUUUAUCAAAAAAGUUAGCUUGGAUUCUACGUCAUGGAGCAGAGAAUGUCGGAAUGAAAUAUGAACCUGGUGGUUACCUUUAUGUAGAUAAAAUACUUCAAUUGAAACCAUUUCAAGGGGUUCGACUAGAAGAUAUUUCACGUGUUGUUAAUUCGAACGAUAAAAAACGCUAUGAACUGUCGACAAAUCCAGAAAAUGGCCGGUUAAGAAUCAGAGCUUACCAAGGUCAUACUGUUACAAUCGAAGGAUUAGAUAUUUCGUUGAUUGAAAAUCCUGAAGAUUACCCAACUGUUAUCCAUGGUACAUAUUUUCGUAAUUGGGAUUCAAUACGUAGAGAGGGCUUGAAACGUAUGCAACGUACUCAUAUACAUUUUGCACCGGGUGAAGUUGGUGAAACUGGUGUGAUAAGUGGUAUGCGUUCAAGUGCUGAGAUUAUUAUUUAUAUUGAUUUAAUUAAAGCAAUAAAUGAUGGAUAUAAAUUUUACUUAUCAAAAAAUAAUGUUAUUCUAUGUGAAGGAAAUAAAGAAGGUUGUUUACCGACGAAAUAUUUUCGUGCAGCUUAUCAACGUAAUCCACGUCGGAGUUCAAUCCAUUGACAAAGAGAAAUGAAUCAAUUAAUUGCGUUCAAAUCAUUUGAAUAAAGCUGUCUAUUGACGAUCAACUCCACACCCAUACCAUAGACAAGUUUAGAGUCCUGUGCACUGGUUACGACACAAUUUAUGGCCAUCACUCUGGAUCACACCGGACCUGACGGUCUUUCUUAGAGAUAAUCCAUUCAGGCACCAAACAAAAUAAAUUCCUUUUUACGUUUCUUCAUUUUAUAAUUAUUUUUACCACACACCGCUCAUAUAGUCCAUAUUUACAAUAGAGUGGGGGACUAGUACGAUAUCCAUCCCUCAUGUUAGCUCAUGAAACAAAGUCCCGUCAUCUUCGGGGCACCUUGAGGUGUUAGUUGGACUCUACCCUGUCCCAUAGAAACAAAUUAGAAUAACAUCCCAAAUGGCUGGUGUUGACGAUAAAUCGCACAGUUAAAAACAAUCUCACUUCAUAUUCUGUCUUAGUAAUCAAUCCAUAAGGUCUUAAACUUUCACUCACUCCGUAAAACAGCUGACUUGAAUAAUGCUUCUCGUAUAAAGAACAUACUUAUAUUUGUUGUGUAUAAAGAUAAAAUUCUCACAAACAUUCUGAUACAAAAGUACAAAAUUCUGUCAAUACAGUUAUAUCGUGAUUAUGUUUACUUCCAGUUUCAACUCUACAUUAGUGCACUACACUUGAACAGCCCACUUUCAUAUAUUUAUCUGUAUCUUUUGUUUUCUGUUAUAUAAUAUAAACUACUUUUACUUUAAACGAGUAGUUUGUUGUUUUGGAGACUAUUUUAUUUCAUUUUUCAGAUAGAUAAUCAGAUUCGUUGACUGAUUUUUGACUUUUUGGUUUGAUAUUGUAUAGCAUAUAUAUAUUUUUUUUUAUAUUUGGAUUUUACUGAGCUGCAUAUUCUUAUGCAUAUUACACAGAAUUUUACACAUUUGAAUUACUACACUAUAAAGAGUUAUUAUCAGU
Molecule: messenger RNA, 1889 nt
Organism: Schistosoma mattheei
Lineage: Eukaryota; Metazoa; Platyhelminthes; Trematoda; Strigeidida; Schistosomatidae
Source: the annotation of a GenBank genome assembly